UACAUCGACUCCUGCUCCGACAGUAGCAAACACACCCCAAAGCGCAGUUAUGGCGGUGGUAGACGACAUAGAACAGGGUCCGAAGAAGGCGAGCCGGGACAGACGACGCUCGUCUGUCAUUCACCUCAAAGAAGAGAAUGCUAUGCUCAGGCAGGCCAUGGAAGAUUGGAGACACGACGCGAAUCAAUGGGAGCAAAAUGCUGUGCACCACAGAAUGCACCAUGACGCAGCAUGAAGCCACUCUCCUCGAGGAAGUCACGCAUUUGAAGACGCUCCUCGAAGAUCGCAGGCAAGAACUGAAGGACGCCCAGCGCUUCAUGGGUACGAUGGAUACGUUCGCGGAGAGCGAUGUUGUUCGGGAAGUCCACAGCUUGAACACGGAGAUCUUCAACCUAGCACGGUCGAUAGCGGACAAUGCCUCACAGCACUCGCCCACACAAAUACAGGCCUCGGAGCGUGACGCAGCAGAAACCACGAUCCAUAUCUUGGGUCGUCAUUUCGCCACCAUGCUUGAGUCGACAGACACGCGAGGAGACACGAUCCUGCUCGAGAUCGCCAUACAAGUCGUGGUGACAGGAUUUCUCUAUGAGGUAGUCUCCGCCUGGACGAUUGGUCAUGACGGCAACGGCAUCCUGGCGUCUGUAUAUGGGAGAAUACGAGCAUACGAAAAUCAAAGCGUAGCGGGUCAAUGGCGUGCCUUGACCCGUAAGUUUGCACAAGACAAACACAUCAACCCAGCGCAAAUGGAAGAAAUUCUGACACGCGACCUCGCUGCGCUGCUCCAACAUGUCAUGACACUGUCACGCAUGAGUCUCUCUACAAGGCACAACCCACAGCCGUCUCUGCACACCUUGAUCGGUAAAGCGCUUAAGAUCCGCCACCUCGUCGGUGAGGCAAUGAAGAGCAGCGAAUACGAGGCACUCCUCCCCCAGCCAGAAGCAGCGUUCGUACCGGGCGAAAUGGAAGAUGCAUACGCCCCGAGAGGGGCGGGGCGGCGCGCGGGAUUGUCCGUGAUGUGUUGCGUGAGCUUAGGGCUUCGGCGAGUCGAGAAGUCCGAGGAGGGACUGCGAUCGGUGACGCUAAUAAAAUCGGAGGUUGGUCUUCAGACGUUAUUGGAGGAUCUGGGAGUCGCAGGCGAGGACGAUGAAGACAUGUCAGCCUAGUAGAAAGUCCUGAAUAUCAAACUAUGAACCUAGUAAUACACGCGCGACACACUCGCCACAUAGUUCCUCGUACUCUAAGACCAUCACUACGAUACACCCAGUUUGCGUUUGUAAGGGACAAUAAUCCUCUCUUGUCAGCGAAUGAAUAAUGAGAGGCGGAGACGUGUAUGGAAGCGCUAAGUACUAGGAGAUGAACGUGAAGCCG
Rhodofomes roseus is the source of this 1368-nucleotide messenger RNA. RefSeq lists its product as uncharacterized. The record is from RefSeq and is a predicted model, not a curated record. Lineage: Eukaryota; Fungi; Basidiomycota; Agaricomycetes; Polyporales; Fomitopsidaceae. The transcript has 5 exons. Bases 138 to 1163 code for a protein of 341 amino acids.